Molecule: messenger RNA, 1101 nt
Organism: Dioscorea cayenensis subsp. rotundata (Guinea yam)
Lineage: Eukaryota; Viridiplantae; Streptophyta; Magnoliopsida; Dioscoreales; Dioscoreaceae
Product: protein LIFEGUARD 2-like
Exons: 4
Coding region: 111-842 (243 amino acids)
Cellular component (GO): membrane
Source: RefSeq, a predicted model, not a curated record
AAACGCCAUCGUUCUCAAACCCUAACCCUAGUUUCUCCGUCGUCUUCCUCUCGCUUCUCCCUGAGAUCUCGAACCCUAGAUACCUUCGGCGCUGAUCACCAGGCUCAAAGAUGUGGCGGCCAUCAUUCGGGAAGGACGGGGACCUGGAGUCCGGCCCCCGGCCGCUGUAUCCGAUGAUGCUGGAGAGCCCGGAUCUACGAUGGGCCUUCAUCCGAAAGAUUUACUUCAUCCUCGCAACCCAAUUGCUCCUCACCGUCGCCGUGGCCGCCGUCGUCGUCACCGUUCGCCCUAUCUCCCACUUCUUCGUCUCUUCCACCGCUGGCUUGGGGCUCUAUAUUUUCCUCAUUAUAUUCCCAUUUAUCUUGCUGUGUCCUCUUUACUACUAUCAUCAGAAGCAUCCGGUGAAUUUCUUGCUUCUUGGAUUGUUCACGGUGUCGAUAAGUUUUGCUGUUGGGAUGACAUGCGCUUUUACUAGUGGGAAGGUGAUCCUGGAAGCAGCUAUUCUUACAGCAGUAGUGGUCAUUGGUCUCACCCUUUACACUUUCUGGGCGGUAAAGAGAGGGCAGGACUUCAACUUUUUGGGUCCUUUCCUUUUUGCUUCCGUCUUGGUAUUAAUGGUUUUUGCUCUUAUUCAGAUUUUCUUCCCACUUGGCAAGAUAUCGGUCAUGAUCUAUGGAGGUUUGGCCGCCAUUAUCUUCUGUGGUUACAUCGUCUAUGAUACUGACAAUUUGAUCAAACGUUACACGUAUGAUGAGUACAUCUGGGCUGCAGUUGCAUUAUAUCUAGAUGUUAUCAAUCUCUUCCUCUCCCUGCUCACCCUAUUAAGAGCAGCUAAUGAUUAAGCAAACAAAGUCCAUAUUCAGAUCGUGAUAAGUAUCUCGGACUUUAAUGCAUAUAGUUAAAUCAAAUGUAUCUGUUCCUCUUGAUUGAACUGUAAAAAUUGAAGAAAUUAAGGUAGAUGGAAGUGGUAAGAAAUGUGAACAUUUUUCAUUUGCAUCUUUCUCAAGCAUAUGGUAUUCUUUGCAGUUGGUUGUCUACAUUAGAUGAAUUCAAUAUAAUUUCACGUCAAUGUACCUUGCAUGGUCACAAAUUUUAGUUUUC